AUGUUCUCCCGCCAUGACUCUCAACCCCGUCAGACCUUGAUCACCGCUUUCGUCGCCUGGAAGGCCCUCCUACUGGCCAUCGCCCUCGGCAGCGCCGCGGCGCCAUCUUACGAUACUUCGACGACCUUGAUGCUCCAGCGCAAUGAGUCCGACGUCUCCCUCGUCACCCGCCUGACGCGCUGGGACGCUCUCUACUUCACUCAAUCCGCCAGACGCGGCUACGUGUUCGAACAGGAGUGGGCUUUCAACGCUGGUCUGCCACUCGUCGUCUCGGGCCUGAUCCGGGUCGCGCGCCUGCUUGGCUUCGAGGGCGAUGAAACCGGCGCGUCGGAAGCUGCCUUCAGCAUCGUGAUCGCUCACGUAGCUCAUCUAUUCGCCGCUCUCAUACUGUACGAGCUAACUAUCAAGCUCUUUACUCGACCUCGAUUGGCAUUCCUGUCCGCCUUGCUCCACAUCUUGUCUCCGGCUGGCCUAUUCCUUUCGGCACCCUACGCAGAGAGUCUUUGCGCCUUCUUCUCUUUCGCCGGCUACUACGUGCUCGCAUCCGCGUCGACCUCCACUAAGGGGUCGUUUCCAUGGGUCACAGCUCAGAUCUUGGCCGGCGCCAUCUUUGGUCUCGCGACGGCCUCUCGGUCAAACGGCCUCCUGAACGGCCUCCCCUUCGCCGUCGAGUGUCUAAUGAUCCUGCCCCCGCUGCUGGCCAGCCCUAUGAGCCUGAAAAAUAUUGCGGCUCUGUUUGGUUCUGUCACAGGCGGGCUCCUCGUGGCAACGGGGUCCGUUGUACCACAAGCGCUUGCUUGGCUGCGAUACUGUUCCGGCGCAUCCGAGGCGCGCGCAUGGUGUGAGCGGACCGUGCCCAGCAUCUAUUCCUUUGUACAGGAACAUUACUGCCCUACACUAGCCAUGGGUCUGGUCAUGGUUGAGUCACCCCUCCCCCCUCUGUCUGCUUCCCUCCCUCGGGCCCCGUCAAGUGCUUUGGGUCGGGGCGUUGGCUUGUUCCGUUAUUGGACGCUAUCGAACGUUCCUCUGUUCGUUCUUGCCGCGCCGGUGCUGGGACUCCUCAUGGUGUCCGGGUGGGAAGUCAUCAACAGGCCUUCGGGGUUGGCGCGGAGUCCGACGGCGGAGAAGCAGCGACAAGGGCAGAGUGGCACGAAGUCGGUUUUAGUAGGUUCCAUGGCCGCUGCCCAACUUCUGCUUGCCGCCUUGGCGAUCACGACGUACCAUGUCCAGAUCAUCACUAGGAUUGCGUCUGGGUAUGCGGUGUGGUACUGGUGGGUUGCCGGUUGUCUGCUGGACCACGGCGCCAACGGCAAGAGACGGGACGUUGGCGGCAAAGUUGUCAUAUUUUCCGUAAUGUACGCCAUGAUUCAGGGUGUGUUGUUUGCGUCGUUUCUACCGCCUGCUUGA
Colletotrichum paranaense is the source of this 1407-nucleotide messenger RNA. RefSeq names its product mannosyltransferase. Gene Ontology annotation, molecular function: alpha-1,6-mannosyltransferase activity; GPI mannosyltransferase activity. The transcript has 3 exons. Lineage: Eukaryota; Fungi; Ascomycota; Sordariomycetes; Glomerellales; Glomerellaceae. Bases 1 to 1407 code for a protein of 468 amino acids. The record is from RefSeq and is a predicted model, not a curated record. Gene Ontology annotation, cellular component: endoplasmic reticulum membrane; mannosyltransferase complex. Gene Ontology annotation, biological process: GPI anchor biosynthetic process.